AAAGAAAGGAAAUAUUUGAAUAUUCAUGGCUGCUGAACAGCAGUGAAAGACGUUCAAACAAGGAAAGAGGCGCCAACUUCAAAUGAUCCAAUCACGAUUGAGUAUUUACAAUCUGGCCAAUGAGAAACGGACUUUUGUCUCGCGAGUUUUAUCCAAUCAGGGCAACCCGGCUGUUGCUAUAAAGUCUGAUUCACCGUCUUUCCGUCAUUCAAACAGGAGUUUACUCGCAUAGUGACUGACUGAAAGCAGGGAAAGAUGGCAAGAACCAAGCAAACCGCUCGUAAAUCUACCGGAGGAAAGGCGCCGAGGAAGCAACUCGCUACCAAGGCUGCCCGAAAGAGCGCCCCUGCUACCGGCGGCGUGAAGAAGCCUCACCGUUACAGACCCGGGACUGUGGCUUUGAGAGAGAUCCGCCGCUAUCAGAAAUCCACCGAGCUGCUGAUCCGCAAGCUGCCUUUCCAGCGACUGGUCAGAGAAAUCGCUCAGGAUUUCAAGACCGACCUGCGCUUCCAGAGCUCCGCUGUCAUGGCGCUGCAGGAGGCUAGCGAGGCUUACCUGGUCGGGCUCUUUGAGGACACCAACCUUUUGAUAUUUGCUUCUGCUGUUGUGAAGAUGUCUGGACGUGGCAAGGGAGGUAAAGGACUCGGGAAAGGAGGCGCUAAGCGUCAUCGCAAAGUGCUCCGUGAUAACAUCCAGGGCAUCACCAAGCCUGCUAUCCGCCGCCUGGCUCGCCGCGGAGGAGUGAAGCGAAUCUCCGGGCUGAUCUAUGAGGAGACCCGCGGGGUGCUGAAGGUGUUCCUGGAGAAUGUGAUCCGGGAUGCCGUCACCUACACUGAGCACGCCAAGAGAAAGACCGUCACCGCUAUGGAUGUGGUGUACGCGCUGAAGCGCCAGGGGCGCACUCUCUACGGGUUCGGGGGCUAGAGAUCUGGACACGAAACACGAACACAAAGGCUCUUUUAAGAGCCGCCCACCGUUUCAUUUAAGGAGCUUUGAAUUAUAAAUCAAAC
Molecule: messenger RNA, 1010 nt
Organism: Polyodon spathula (Mississippi paddlefish)
Lineage: Eukaryota; Metazoa; Chordata; Actinopteri; Acipenseriformes; Polyodontidae
Product: histone H3.1t-like
Exons: 2
Coding region: 256-924 (222 amino acids)
Cellular component (GO): nucleosome
Molecular function (GO): protein heterodimerization activity; structural constituent of chromatin; DNA binding
Source: RefSeq, a predicted model, not a curated record